Molecule: messenger RNA, 1106 nt
Organism: Teleopsis dalmanni
Lineage: Eukaryota; Metazoa; Arthropoda; Insecta; Diptera; Diopsidae
Product: osteopetrosis-associated transmembrane protein 1
Exons: 5
Coding region: 75-815 (246 amino acids)
Cellular component (GO): cytosol
Source: RefSeq, a predicted model, not a curated record
UGCCUUAAUUGGCUUGAUAAUACAAGAAUUAUUUUUUAUUUACACAAAAUAUUUUGUUUUUAGAAUGUCUCAGAAUGUUUAAAUAUAAUAUAUAUAUAGUUAUCAUAAUAUGUUUUUUCGCAAAUGGGUCAACAAAUGAAUCCGUGAAGAAUGUUUGCGUGAAACUUUUACAUUCCCUCGCUGCGGCACAAGGGGAGUUUGUACGUUGUUCUACAGUACAUGCUGUGCCAGUUAGGCUAUGCUUGGCUUGUGAAUUGUCAUAUGCAAAUACAAGUAAGGCGUAUGAAAAUUUGGAAAACGAAAAAAAUUGUACAAACAAAUAUUUUGACAAGGACCGUAUAAAUAUCGUUUUGACUACACAAUCUAUACUAAUUGGACUAUGGGAUCGAGCAUUUUGUAAUGAUUGUUUUUCAAGUAAUAAUUCCGAAGUUUUUGAUAAUAAGUUGACUAAAUUAACAAAUUGCCUAAAUCAACAUAAAAGUAUGGAAUGUGUGGCGUGUUUAUCAGCCUACGUAGAAUUAAACAGCUUUUAUCAAAAUAUUGAUCAACACAAUAAUGGAAAAGUAUGUUACGAUUUGCAAGAUGCUAUGAAUCGUACUCGUAAUAACUGGUCUAAGGAACUACGAUGUUGUCAUAGAGAGUUUAAAAUAACAUUUUUUAUGAUUACUACAGGUAUUAUAACUUGUUUAUUUGUGAUAUUUUAUGGAGGAAUUUAUACCUUUACGAAACGACAAGAAGCAAAUCAUGAUAUACUAAUUAAUGAAGAUCAAAACACAAUUACCCAAACACAGUCUGCAGUUACAGUACCACAAUAAAUUUGCCUUUCUUAUUCAAAAUCCAAAGAAUGUAAAUGGAAUAUAGUACCUUUAGUAACUUUAUCUUAUAGUAUUUUUAAAAUUUUAUCUUAAGUUAUUGUACAUUAUUAUAUGAUCACCGACUAUGAGAAGAAAAUAGGGCAGAGUCGCCUAGUCUUCUCAAAAAAUACUAUAACUAAAUGCGAAUAUGAGUGAUGAUUGUUAUAUUGGUAUUAAAUCAAAUUUUUAUAUCUAAUACAAAUAAGUAAUAAAUCUCACAAAAAUUGAGAACAUGUCUUUAUAGUACAAAAA